ACGAAGGCCAUGCCACCGUUUAUAAUUACGCUGACUCUUCUACUGAUUGGCACCAUCGUGGGCCUCUUCGGUCACCGUAGAAAUGAUGUGAAGAUCGUCAUAAGUGCUAUCUUUUUCACGCUAUCAGGUCUGACGUGUGCCGUCGCCAUCAUCAUCUACAUAUCAGCGAUUAACGACGAGGCGACGUACGCUAACAAGAAGAAGACGGUUGACAACCGGCCGCUGUUCCAGUACUGGUACGGCUGGUCGUUCUUCGUCACGCUCACGGCCUUCAUUAUGUCACAGCUAGCCGCUGUCGUCAACAUCUCCGUCUACCUACAGACGUACACGACCAGCGUAGAGAACAUGGCUCGCAUCAUACCCGGCAUAUCACGCAAGGCGCGCGAGAUGGGCAUGCCCAUCAACGAAGACGACCACCUACAGAUGGCGUGCGCGUAGCGCAGGGGCCGCCUCACGUGACUACACGG
Messenger RNA from Priapulus caudatus, 467 nucleotides. RefSeq names its product voltage-dependent calcium channel gamma-5 subunit-like. Gene Ontology annotation, biological process: regulation of AMPA receptor activity; neurotransmitter receptor internalization; neurotransmitter receptor transport, postsynaptic endosome to lysosome. Bases 10 to 438 code for a protein of 142 amino acids. Lineage: Eukaryota; Metazoa; Priapulida; Priapulimorpha; Priapulimorphida; Priapulidae. Gene Ontology annotation, molecular function: voltage-gated calcium channel activity; channel regulator activity. The record is from RefSeq and is a predicted model, not a curated record. The transcript is spliced from 2 exons. Gene Ontology annotation, cellular component: AMPA glutamate receptor complex; postsynaptic density membrane.